AUGAAUCUAUUUAUUGAUGAAGUCAUUCUAGUCAAUUCAGAAGAAGUCGUAAAUGGUAGGAAUAAGGUUGAAAAGAAAGAUGUUGAUAUUGAUUUUACUUCUGAAAUAGAGGGGAUACCCGAUCCAACUGAUAUCCGACAACUUGUUAUAAAAGAAGUUGAAAAAUAUUUAAAUGCGGGAUUUGUUGAUAAAAAAUCAUUUUUCAAUCCACUGGAAUGGUGGAAAGAACACAGUUGUGAUUAUCCUCUUAUUAGCAGACUUGUACCAAAAUAUUUGUGUUUGCUUGCAUCUUCUUUAUCUUCAGAGCGAUUGUUUUCAGAAUGUUUUUUAGUACAUACUCCACGUCGUUCAACAUUAACACCAAUUCAUUUGGAACAACUCGUUUUUCUCCAUGAGUAUGGAAAAAACAAUAUGAUAUCAUCAUUGCUAUGA
This is a messenger RNA of Entamoeba invadens IP1, 432 nucleotides long. RefSeq lists its product as hypothetical. Bases 1 to 432 code for a protein of 143 amino acids. The record is from RefSeq and is a predicted model, not a curated record. NCBI's taxonomy places the organism in Eukaryota, Evosea, Mastigamoebida, Endamoebidae. The transcript has a single exon. Gene Ontology annotation, molecular function: protein dimerization activity.